Molecule: messenger RNA, 4544 nt
Organism: Linum tenue
Lineage: Eukaryota; Viridiplantae; Streptophyta; Magnoliopsida; Malpighiales; Linaceae
Source: the annotation of a GenBank genome assembly
GCCACUCGCGAACAACUAACCGCUCGGCUCAUUUGCAGCCCUAAUCACUGGUUUUAUCUGUUUUAAAUUUUUUUGUUUGUUUUCCUCCAAUAUCUCACCCUCGCCCCUCGGCCAUCCCAAAGUCUUCUCUUUGUAUUAUAGUUCCUAAAGAUUCUGCACUUUACCUUCUGUUCUCGCGGCCGGCUGGAGUUUUGAUCACUGACGGGGAAGAAAAAAAAAAGAAGAAAGAAAGAGGAUGGAAGCUUGUUUGACGAAAUGCUCCAACGGGAUUCCACUGUUGAGAUCUCAGAACCUCAGGCUCUCGAAUUUUGUUCGUAGAUCUUCUUCCAUGCCCAUCCAUUCCGUCGCCGUCUUUCGUCGCCGUUGUUAUGGUUUUUCUUCUUCCUUCUCCCCAGUUCCAGGAGGAGCAAAUUCUGGAGAGAAGGUGUACGAUGCAUUAUUACUGGACGCCGGCGGAACCCUUUUGCAAUUGGCCAAACCCGUGGAAGAAAUUUACGCUUCCAUCGGCACGAAAUACGGCUUGACUGCAACUCCAGCUGAAGUAAAACAGGGUUUUAGGAGAGCUUUUGCUGCUCCGUGGCCUGAAAAGCUUCGAUACCAGGGAGAUGGGAGGCCUUUCUGGAAGCUGGUUGUUUCUGAAGCCACUGGCUCAGAUAACCAGGAUUACUUCGAAGAAGUCUACGAGUACUAUGCAAAUGGAGAUGCCUGGAGGCUACCAGUUGGGGCUUACGACACCAUUUCUCUCCUGAAAGAUGUUGGAGUUAAGGUAGCUGUUGUUUCCAAUUUCGACACUCGGUUAAGGAAGCUGCUGAAGGACUUGAACAUUUCUCAUCUGUUCGACACUGUGAUUGUAUCUUCAGAGGUGGGAUACGAGAAGCCAGAUCCAAAGAUCUUCCACGCUGCUCUAGAUCAAGUGAAUGUGGCGGCUGGCAGAGCCGUACACGUUGGAGAUGAUUUUAAGGCAGACAAGGAAGGAGCCAAUGCCAUUGGGAUAGACUGCUGGCUGUGGGGAACUGACGUCAAGACCUUUGCCGAUAUACAAAACCGCUUCUUACAUAGCACAUGACAGGAUGAUACUUAAAAGAGUAGGAGGGAAAUACUUUCACAUUCCGAGUAAGAGGCAAGACGGAUUCUCUCGUUAAGCAACGACUGCAGUUCUAACUUGUAACCAGUGGAAGUAGUGAAAGUGCACAAGCUUUUCUUGUUGUUCGAAUGAGGUGAAGUGCAGACCCCAGUUCUUAACAGUGGGCAGAUGGAACCCAAAGAAGAAUCUCGCACUCUUGAUAAUAAGAUCAUUGUCUUAAUACCAAUGAAGCAAAACUCAUGCAUCAAAAGUGGCCCACGUAACACGCUCUUUGAGGCCAAUUUGGAUAAUAAACAACCUUCAACACAGAAUAAUGUGAUUAGCCUUCUGGAAAAAGAAACGUCCCCCAACAAGCAAGAGGGAAACAUUACAAAAAAUGUUUGGAAGCUUCUACCAACUAUUCCUAGCUCGCCUCGUCGAUUAAAACCGAGUUUGGAAGGAACAUGAUACUAUCCCCUCAUCUGGAAACAUCAUUCUGCCAACACAUUACACAUCCCAAAUCCACCAUUGUUACGUUCUGGACAAUCUAAUCUAUAGCCUAAUAAAGCAUGGACUGUCUAUGCAAACACGAAAGGCAGCACGCUUAACAGACAAGAAAAGGAACAGAAGCAAAAUAAAUCUGUUCAUUACGGGGAGAAAGAAACCAUCACAUAACUCCGCAAGAGAACUAACACAAUUUUUCCACUUACCAACAACAGGGGAGUGUACAUCUUUGCAGAUUCUCAAUGUUAAAAUCCACAACCAUAAAGAAACAAGGAAAACCUGCAACCUGCUUGUUUCCACCACAUUUUUUCCCCGCCAUCGAAAAUUAUGCAAGAUACCGGUAAAGUUUUCGGUCCACGUUAUCCCUUUCCAAGAAAUCCCGCUCAAUAAGCGACUCGAUCCGCUUCUUGAUCUCAGUCGGAUUGGGGAGGAACCGUUGUUGUAAUUGCUUUGUGACCUCACUGAUUAGGUUGUUGUGAUCCAAUACCCUCCUUGACUUCAUGAUCCUAACUAUUGCAGCUUCAAUUUGCGGUUUCCUGUCCUCUUCCACUCGCUGCCGUGUCUCUUGCUUCUCAGGCUCGGAUUCCUUCUGUGCAACCACCGUUCCUAUCUUCACCUUAUAAAACUUGCUUGAGAACUUGUCAUUCACAAAGAAGGCAUCUUCUUCACCAAUCUCUUUGCUCAUGGGCUCUUUCCUAAGCACGUUUUUGCCCUUCACACAAGCCAUGGACUGCAAGCACCUCUUCAAUUCAGGGGCUGGAAUCUCAGUCGCCUGCUCAAUCUCCUUGUAACUAAGCCGCUCAGCAUUGUUGAAGAGCAUUAGAACGCACAUUUGAUACGUCGAAACAUUCAGCUCAUGCUUCUGACCUUUCCCAAAACUCGCCUUCAUAUCUGCAUUCCCCAUGUUCGUUUGCCACGACAAUCUUCUACCCGUAUGAGUCCCUAGGUAAUACGACCUGAACUUCUCACAUAGUGCCGACAUUUCAGAAGGCAAGUUGCAGGUGGCGCUAGGCUGAGUUGGCCAAGACCCAGUUGUCAAAACCUGAACUACGAGUGUGGGCCCUUCUCCUAGCUCGGGAUGACUUGCAUAAAAUCCCUGCAUUGUGUCCUGCGAAGUCUUCAUGUCUGUGAACAUACCUUCUAAUUUUGAAGUAAACUGGUACCCGCAUUCAGUCUUGAGUUUAACAAUUAGACUUCUCUCUGCAUCGUCUGAUACGGUUUUACCCGACAAAAGUCUUUUAGCUAAGUGUUGUUUGUAAUACUUUUCGAACACAUCUUUCUCCUGCAAAUACCUAAACAACAUCAUCACCUUGUCUAGAAUGAUCUCCACAUCUUCUUCACUAACUCCCUUUAGCCCCUUCCGCAGCUUGUCAUCAACAAACAGCGAGAUGAAUUCAGGGGAACGAGCAUUCAAAUUAAUGAAGUAUUCGAACGAAUUUGUUAAAGCAUUCUGGAAUGUCUUGUCAUUGAUAAAGGCUUUGUUUAUGAUGCUGUCAUACUUAUCCUUCUCAUCCAAGAGCCGCUGCACAAACUCCACUGGAUCCUUUAACCUUUCGGGAUCAGUAACGAGUUGCUUGCCAGUUUCUCUAAGAUGAGAAGUCAUUACUUCUCGGAUUGUAAGAAGACCAUUAGGUACUCGGCGGCAUAAGUUAUACAUUCUUCCCAAGUCAUCAUAUUUAUCAUCGAGAAGCAUGUUGACCAAGCCUGAAUUAUCCAUAUGGACAAGUCUCAGCAUGUGAUUCGCAAUCAUUUCCUUCUCCACCACAUUGGUGAUUUUGAUCUCACUCUUAGCAUCCAAGUAGUGUGUCACCCUCUCUAUCUCUUCAUUCAAACGUUUCUCAGCUUUCUUCAGAUACUCACCACAAUCACAGCAUUCAAUGAACUUCUGAGAUUCAACUUUGUAAAACUCGGCAGAAACUUCAAGAAAAUGCUUCUCAAAAUCUUCCUGGUAAACUGCAGAACCUAAAUCCAUCAGCAUCUUAAUUAUGUUUCUCAUCAGACCACGGUCUAUUACUUCGCCAGUUCGUUCUCUGUGGACCAAGUCCAGAAGAGUGUUCAAUAGCCUGGUCUGGAUUUUGCUGGAGCGAACAAUAUUAUCUCUCCAUAAGUUGAGGCCUAGCUCAUGAACAGGGGUUUUAUGAUUACUAGGGAUAUAAGUUCUGUCCAUGUACAUCAAUAUGUCUCUGAUCAUCUGCAGCGCUUUGUUGUGGUCAUUCCACUUCCUGUUCAGCUCCUCCAAAAAGGAUUCUCCCUGGGCAGCCUCAAUAGCUUUAGAUAUCUCCUUUAGAUGUGAGGUCAUAGUGGAAACCAGGCCAGAAUACAACUUCUCACCAAAUUUGUGGAGAACCAUGUUGUAAGCAUUCCUGUAGAGCUCUUCGAAGCUGAGGCCACUGGCGUUGUGGUUGUAAAUCUCGUGGAUAGCAUGCUCCAGAACCUUCCAGGUCUUAUCUGCGUAUUUCGGAUCCACCACGACCCGGUGCUUGAACGCCUCUAUCUGGAAGUUCCUCUUCUUCUGGUUACUCAUCUCUCUCGGAUCCCAAUUCUUCAAACUCCUCGCCCGCAAAACCAACACCGAUCUCCAACUUCAACCCCGAGGAAAAUUGUCAAAUAGCCAUUGAAUCAGAAGGAAAACGGAGCAACGCCAGCGCUCAAAACAAGAGAAUCUCAGCAAUCAAAUAACUGUCCGACUCCGGUCAAAUAUGUUCUGGAACGGAGAGAUGGGAGGGAAAACGAAGAGGCGUGGAUGAUCGGAGGAAAAUUGUACGGUGGCUACGACGGAAGCGGAGAGGGAGAGGGAAAAGAAUUAGGGUUUGGGAAUAGGAGGCGUGGGAGGGGAAGAAGAGGGAUACUAUUUGGAGGGAAAUCUAGAAAACCAGAAUGACGGGAAAUAACCGGGAAUUAGGCGUCGGUUUAGGGAGGUAAAAAGAGAGAGGGAGCGGCGAGAGGCGGCGGAGCUGAGGCAGAAGGGCAGGGGGCC